Messenger RNA from Vanrija pseudolonga, 4808 nucleotides. RefSeq names its product Superkiller protein 3 (gene ski3). The coding region runs from base 53 to 4777 and encodes 1574 amino acids. Lineage: Eukaryota; Fungi; Basidiomycota; Tremellomycetes; Trichosporonales; Trichosporonaceae. The transcript has 10 exons. Gene Ontology annotation, cellular component: Ski complex. Gene Ontology annotation, molecular function: protein binding. The record is from RefSeq and is a predicted model, not a curated record.
GCCUAUCUUCCCCUACGCUCCUCACAAGCGUAGCAAAGUAUACGCAGCGACCAUGACAUCAGCGGCAACGAAAAAGGCCAUAAAGGGUAUCCGUGCCAAGCUCUCCGAUGGCGAGAACGAGGGUGCACUCUACGAGUCUACGCAGCUGCUCAAGCAGCUUGGCGAAAAGGAUCCCGAGGCGCCAACAGUCUUGGCCUACCGUGCCCUCGCACUCACCCACUUGGAACGCACCGAUGAGGCGGAGAAGUCCUACAUUCAAGCACUCAAGCUCCAGCCUGGACACCCGUUGGCCACGCCUGGCCUCAAGAAGCUCUACACGAGUCAGCAGAAAUGGGAGGACCUCGCGCGGUUGCUCGAGACGGCCGUCCAGACAGCCUAUGAUGCGCAAGUAUCCGCUGUUAUUUCAAUGCGUGAUACCGAGAAGCUCACUGCUGCAUUCCAAGAGGUUGUCGAGUUCCGCCAGAAGCAUGGUCCGGAGGAGGCACUCUGGUCGACCCUCGGCCUCCUGGUGCCCUCGUCCCCCAUUGUGCCGCUGAUCAUGUCGAGCCUGAUCCCAGCGGGCACAUACGUCCCCCUCGCUGUGCCGACCUACCCUGCUCCAGCCAAUGCUCCUCCCGUCAAGCUUCCCAAGCCCUUACCCCAUGUCCACCACUUGGCUGGCUCCUUGACGCUAGUGCUUCUCCUCCUCCUCAGGACGCAGGCGCAGAUUCACUCUGUCACUGAGCAGAAGGUCAAGGCGGGGCGCCUGCGACUUGGAGCUGGCACAGAGCGCGACGUACGUCGCCGCGUCGACGCCGAGGUCCUCGGCGGCCCCCUCGGCUCCACCCUGCUUUCGCUCCUCCGUGAUGUUGCUGCCCACCCCUCGGUCGACGAGGCGGUGCGUCGUGACGUCGAGGUUCAGGAGUUCCAGUACUGGAAGAGGCUGGUCGAAGUGAUACAACCCCCGGAGAAGGCCAAGCCGGCCUCGAAAGCGUCAGCCAAGACCGACACCAAGCAAGGUGCCAAGAUUGCUCCGCCUGCCAGCGCCAAGCUACCUCCUAAGCCAUCAAUGAUCGUUGGUGGCAGGCCUGCGUCGAAGGACCCCUCGCCCGAGCGUAAGCCUACCGCGACAGGACUCCCGGUACUCCCGCUCUUUGAAGACGAACCUGUCACCACUGUGACCAAGGAGGAAGCACGUCAGCGCGCUGAUGGUCUUGCCGACGGCUUUGUUCUCCUUGGUGUUGGUGGAACCGCGGAGGAGGCAUGGACAUGGGUGCUGGACGGUCGCGACGAGCCCACAAUCUUCUACGACAUCGACCUUCUUCACAAGUUUGCCAACACCUUCCCCGAGUCCACUCUGACCGACUUUAUUGACGAUUACUGCCGUCUGUUCAAGCUGCCUCUUCCGAAGCCCGAUGACGAUGCCGCGGCCAAAGAGCACGGCGAGGAGAAGAACAAGCACAAGGGACGCCGUGGGCACAAGCUCAAGACCAACGCGCGUGCACGCCGCAAGCAACGCCGUAUGGCGGGGCAGAAAGGCGAGCUGCCCGAGGAUGUGGACGAGGAAGAGCGCGAGGAGCUUAUUGCCUCCAUGACCAAGCUCCUUGCCCGCCUCAAGCAGUCCAUCUUCGCUCAACGCGUGAUGGCACGCGUUGCCAUCACGGACGAUGACUGGGUCAACGCUAUUGCGUACGCCGAGCAGGGCCGCAAGGUUGUCAAGGAUGUGGAGAACGUCCGUGGCAUUUCGCUGUCCAACACAUGGGCUUCGCUGGAUGCUGCCCUUGGCGUCGCACUGGUGCCGUACUACCCUCCCAAACACCACAAUCGUGCGACUCGACUCCUCGACGGCGUUCUCAAAAACUCGCCUGGCGAUUACGAGGCACGCUUCGCUGUCGGCCAGAUCAAAGAGACGGCUCAAGACUGGGAGGGUGCUCGCGCAGAGUUCCAGACUCUGCUCGACCAGGGUGGUGACGACAAGGAGAUGGUUGCUGCUCGUGAGGAGCUCGGCUGGUGUCUUGUCAACGAAGGAAAGCUCGAGGAGGGUAGGGACGUCUUAGAAAGCGUCGUCGAGAUCCGCGACACUCGCAAGGAGCAAGAGGGCAAGAACGACGAGGCGUACCCCCGAGCCAGAGCUUGGUGGCGCCUUGGUCGCACUGAGUGGAUGAUCGGAGACGACGAGAGCCGCAAGAACGCCGAACAGUGGUUCAUGGCUUCGCUCCGUGCCGAUGCCUCUUUCGCGGCGUCGUACACCGCCCUCGGCAUCUGCUAUGCCGAGGCGCACUCGCCGCCCGAUACUGAGCGUGCCCUCAAGUGCUUCCAGAAGGCAUUCGAGCUCGACGCCACAGAGGCCGAUGCUGCCCGUCGCCUUGCGUACGGCUAUGCCGACGAGGAUGAGUGGGCACAGGUUCGUGCCAUUGCCACGCGCGUUAUGGAGGGAGAGGGAGGUGUCGAAGGCGUCGCCGGUGGCGCCGUUGUCAAUCCCACUGGCCGUUUUGCACCUAAGAACGGGUGGGCGUGGAAGGCUCUCGGCUCGACCGAAAUGCACUACAAGAACUACUACAAGGCUAUCGAGGCGUACCAGAUUGCUCUCCGUGCUGAGCCCGACGACGCCGGCAUGUGGCGCAUGCUUGGCGACGCGUAUGUCAAGUCUGGCCGCCACCUUGCUGGCCUCAAGGCGCUCGAACACGCCUUAGACCUCGACCCUACCAUGUGGAUGGCCCGCUACCACAUUGGAGAGGUGCACGUCCAGCUUGGCGCGUACGACGCUGCGAUCGAGGCCUUCGAGGCUGUCGACGCGGAGACCCACGGCUCCGAGGUCGGUGUGACUGCUGCCCUGGCCGAGGCAACGCUCGCUCUUGGUCGCCGUGCCGCCGCUGGUGGCUUCCGCGAGCGCUCGAGAGCUGCGUACUACGCUGCUAUCGAGUAUGCUCUCACCGUUCUGGCCGCUGCCCGUGCCCACCGCCCGUGGGGAUGGAAGCUGAUUGGCGACGCCUGCCUUCAGCUGGCCGAGCACGAGGCGGACCCCGCUGAGAUGGAGAAGAGUGCUGUUGUCCUCCAGCCAGUCCUGGAGCACCUCGUCGCCGACGAUGAGGACCGCCGCUCGGCCGUCGCGGGGCUCGGCCAUGCCUCGAACCUCCUUCAAACGGCUGCUGGGCCGCAGUACACUGCCAAGGCGGCCGUGUUCGCCAUGGCAUACCGCGUCCACCUGCUCAAGAAUGAGAUCCGCGUCGCCAACUCUUCGCUCUACGACCUUGCGUGUGCCCUGCACGAGCUCGCAGUGAACACUCUGGUUGCGGACGAGCGUACCGCUGCCACUAAGGCUGCCGUCUCGGCUAUUCGUCUAGCCCUCGAGCGCGAUGCCGGCGACGAGCGGCUGUGGAACGCCCUCGGUGUCAUCUGCUCUGCGGCAGGCAAGCAGCUCGCCCAGCACUGCUUCGUAGUCUCGCUCGAGUGCUACGCCAAGGACCCUGUGGUGUGGACCAACCUCGGCUACCUCUACCUUUCGCUCGACGACCGCGAGCUUGCGAAUGAGUGCUUCCUCAAGUCACAGACCCUCGAUCCCGACUAUGCUCGCGCGUGGUUUGGACAGGGCCUGCUGGCCGAGCGCGAUGGCGAGCGGCACCAGGCGACCGGGCUCUUUGCGCAUGCCGUUACGCUUUCCGCCGGCUCCCUCCUGGAAGCCGAUCUCGCCCUUGCGGUUGGUUCGUUCAGCCGCUUCCUCGCCCCCGGUCAGCGCGACACCCGCCCGCUGCAGCAGCCUGCGUUCGCCCUGCGUCGCUACACUCACUCGCACCCUCGCGACGUUGCCGCGAAGCAUCUGUACGCCCUGGUCUGCGAGCGCCUCGGCCUGGCGGACAUCGCUGCGGAUGCGCUUGAGACGGCCGCGACUCUCCUCGAGGAGGAGUUUGAGACCUCUGAGUCGGCUGAGGUCGAAUCACAGUACGCCAUUGCGCUGUGCAACCUCGGUCGCAUCGACCUUGCUGCUGGGCGCUACCUCCCGGCGUUGACAGCGUUCACCAACUGUGCGGAGCUGGCCGAGGGCAGCGCAGAUCCCCAGGUCGUUGGCCUCACCGUGCAGGCUCGUCUUGGAAGCGCUCUUGCGCACUUCUGGCUUGGUGACAUGGACAAGAGCCUCGAGUCGUUCCAGUCGGCCCUGGACGCCGCGAAGAAUGACCCAGCAGUGACUGACGAGUUGGUCGUGCUCCUUGCGCGCACGUUGUGGAGCGUCGGCGGCGAGGAUGCGCGUGACGCGGCCAAGGCGCAUCUGAUGGAUCUCGAGCACCCUGACCCGAGUAUCAAGGUUGUGGCGGCGCUUGGCGCUGUUGGCCUGGCGUCUGGUGAUCCCGACCUCGUCGAGGCGGCCACUGCCGAGCUCAACUCUGCGCCUGCCGCCCGCAGACUGGCACAAGACCCCGAGGGCACUGCGGACAUGGUACAGUUCGCCAACGCCAUCAUCAACAUCGACCAGGAGGUGGCUGUAGGUGCACUGGAGGAGGCUGCAAUGCUCAACCCCGGUGCCGCUGGGCCGCGCAACCGCCUCGCGAUCGGGUACAUUGGGUCUGGGAAGAUUCAAGAGGCCAAGGCCUUACUCCGCGGUGUGCGCGAAGCUGCAGUUCCCGACGCUGUUGAAGCGACCCGCCUCCGUGGCAUUACCAACACACUCGAUGGCGAGGAAGACACGGUUGAGCUGCAGAAGGCGGUCCUCCUCGCGCCCUGGGACACCGCGGCAUGGGAGUCGCUCGCGUGGGCCAAGCGUGCUGUGCAGGAAGUGGCUGGGGAGGUGGGUGCGGCUGAGUAAGUCAAGAGUACAGAGCAUACAUCAAAUCCAG